Messenger RNA from Nyctereutes procyonoides (raccoon dog), 2237 nucleotides. RefSeq names its product synaptotagmin like 3 (gene SYTL3). Gene Ontology annotation, cellular component: plasma membrane; exocytic vesicle. The coding region runs from base 185 to 2017 and encodes 610 amino acids. Lineage: Eukaryota; Metazoa; Chordata; Mammalia; Carnivora; Canidae. The record is from RefSeq and is a predicted model, not a curated record. The transcript has 15 exons. Gene Ontology annotation, molecular function: neurexin family protein binding; small GTPase binding. Gene Ontology annotation, biological process: intracellular protein transport; exocytosis.
AGUGUGACGCAGUUAAAAAGGAAAAAAAAGAGCCACGAGCCAAACAGUUGCCAAUGAAAUAGGAGAAGGAGCGCUUUCAAGCACACGGGGCUGCUCCUGGACGCUCUGAGCUCACCCAUAGCACAGGGGUGCGUGUCCAGGUCAUGGAGUGACCCUCAACUCGGGUCUACACACGAGAGAAGGAAUGGCUCGGGAAGUCAGUCUGAAUUCCCUCCAGGAAUUGGAACGUGAGGUCAUCCUCCAGGUCCUGUACCGAGACCAGGCGGUUCAAAACAUCGAGGAGGAAAGGAUCCGGAAACUGAAAACACACCUGCAGCAUCUCCGGUGGAAAGGAGCAAAGAGCGUGAGCCAGGAGUACAGAGAGAACUCCUGUGCACGCUGCCAUCAGGAGCUGGGGCUCCUGCUGAACCGCGGGGCCGUGUGCCAGGGCUGCAGCCAUCGUGUGUGUUCUGAGUGCCGAGUGUUCCUGAGGAAGACCCGUGCCUGGAAGUGUACUGUGUGCUUUGAGGACAGAAAUGUGAAAAUAAAAACUGGAGAAUGGUUCUUUGAGGAACGAGCCAAGAAAUUUCCAACAGAAGGCAAACACGGGACAGCCGGAGCAAAGCUCUUGCAAUCUUAUCAGGAGCUGAGCAAAAUUUCUGUGGUUCCUCCCACCCCACCUCCUCUGAGCGAGAGCCAGUGCAGUGGCAGCUCUCACAGGUUACAGGAACUUGGUCAGUUUAAAGGAUUUAAUAAGUCCGUGGAAAAUUUGUUUCUGUCUGUUACCACCCACAUGAAAAAGCUUUCCAAGUCCCAGAAUGACAUGACCUCUGACAAGCAACUCCUAGCCACGGGUCCCAGGCAAUGUGCUAGCCGGACAGAGAGAAGGAGCCAGUCUGACACUGCCAUCAACGUCACCACCAGGAAGGCAAGUGCGCCAGAUAUUCUAAAAGCCCUCAAUCAAGAGAGUCCCAAACGCCCUACUAACCCUGUUUUGAAGCAAGAAGAUCUCUCAUCCCGGCCAACGCCCAGUACUGUAUUCUCAGGAGGCUUGAGACACGCAAGUCUAAUUAGCAUUAACAGCACUUGUACAGAGAUGGGCAAUUUUGACAAUGCUAAUGUCAGUGGAGAAAUAGAGUUUGCCAUUCGCUAUUGCUUCAAAACCUGUUCGUUAGAAAUAUGCAUCAAGGCCUGUAAGAAUCUUGCCUAUGGAGAGGAAAAGAAGAAAAAGUGCAAUCCGUACGUAAAGACCUAUCUGCUGCCUGACAGAUCCUCCCAGGGAAAACGCAAGACUGGAAUCCAAAAGAACACAGUGGACCCAACCUUUCAGGAGACCUUGAAGUACCAGGUGGAGCCUGCCCAGCUGGCGACACGGUGGCUGCAGGUCUCUGUAUGGCACCUGGGCACUCUCACCCGGAGGGUGUUUCUUGGAGAGGUGACCAUCCCUCUGGCCACAUGGGACUUUGAAGAUAGCACGACACAGUGUUUCUGCUGGUAUCCGCUGAGGGCCAAGGCAGAGAAAGUAGAUGACGGCAUUCUUCCGAAUAAUGGAGAACUAGCAGUCCGGGCCAAACUGGUCUUCCCUGCAGGGCCCAGAAAGUUCCAGGAGGCCCUAGAAGGGACAGAUUGGCCAUCCCCCAACGGUCAGCUUUGUUUGGUCGUGCUGGGAGCCAAGAAUUUGCCUGUGCGGUCAGAUGGUACCCUCAACUCCUUUGUUAAGGGCUGUCUCACUCUGCCAGACCAACACAAACUGAAGCUAAAGUCCCCAGUGGCGAAGAAGCAGGCUUGUCCCCGGUGGCAGCACUCCUUCGUGUUCAAUGGCGUGAGCCCUUCCCAGCUGAGACAGUCAAGCCUGGAAUUAACCGUCUGGGACCAGGCCAUCUUUGGUGUGAGCGACCGCCUGCUGGGGGAAGCCAGGCUGGGUUCUAAGGAAAACGUAGCUGGUGGCAGGGACAUGUGCUCACAGUCCGAGCUCCAGUGGCAGAAAGUUCUUUCUAGCCCCAAUCUGUGGACAGACAUGACACUCGUCCUGCACUGAAGCCAGAGUUCCAGUCUGCAGCAAGAAGGUUGGCUGAAGGCAUGGACGUGGACACAUGGCUGCAGGCCCUGUGGAGCAUGGACACUCACUGUCUGCAGCUCUGGCACGGGGCACAGACCCUCUUCCAUAGCCCUGUCUGUAUUUAUGUUAAAUAAGACUGUCUGGUUUCUGUGCUUUGAAUAAAGGUUUGUUACCUCUGUCCUCCUGUGCUUAUCAAAUA